Brassica oleracea var. oleracea is the source of this 660-nucleotide messenger RNA. Its product is annotated as dirigent protein 5. NCBI's taxonomy places the organism in Eukaryota, Viridiplantae, Streptophyta, Magnoliopsida, Brassicales, Brassicaceae. The record is from RefSeq and is a predicted model, not a curated record. Bases 103 to 651 code for a protein of 182 amino acids. The transcript has a single exon.
GUAUAUAAACCCAUCACACUUGCUAGUAUAUCAAUCAACACAUUCUUCAUCAAUUACAUUUACACUCUCAUUGUUCAGUUUAACAUUUUCAUAGACAAAAAUAUGGUAAGCCAAAUAAAAUCAUCUCUCUUCUUAUUCAUCGUCCUUGUUCUAUCAAAAACUGUCAUAUCAGCUAGAAAACCAUCCAAAUCUCAAUCAAAACCUUGCAAAAACUUCGUCCUCUACUACCAUGACAUAAUGUUUGGCGUCGAUGACGUGCAAAACGCGACAUCUGCUGCCGUUACCAACCCUCCGGGACUCGGGAAUUUCAAAUUCGGAAAGCUCGUGAUCUUCGACGAUCCAGUGACCAUAGACAAAAACUACCAAUCCGAACCUGUGGCACGUGCUCAAGGCUUCUAUUUCUACGACAUGAAGAAUGAUUACAAUGCGUGGUUCUCAUACACACUUGUGUUUAACUCGACUCAACACAAAGGGACGUUAAACAUAAUGGGAGCAGAUCUUAUGAUGGAGAAGACAAGAGAUUUGUCUGUGGUCGGAGGAACAGGUGAUUUCUUCAUGUCUCGAGGGAUUGUUACGUUUGAAACUGACACCUUUGAAGGUGCGAAGUAUUUUAGGGUCAAGAUGGAUAUCAAACUCUAUGACUGUUAUUAAAAGAAAAAG